UUCUGAUGAAAAAUUCACAUGCAUUUUUGCUAUGAUUGCACUAAGACACCAAAUUGGCAAAAAAAAGGGGGAGAGAGAUCACAUAGAUUUUGCACACGAGAUGCAUGGAUGGUAAGAAGUGGAGGACAGAGAGUCUAGAAUUCUGGUGUGCCUGUGGUGGAAAUUGUCAGGCAAAAGUGAGCGAUAGGCACAAAGUGUCUUUUCGAUAUAAAUAUGGGGAAAAUCUCGGCAAAUCACCCAAACCAUUGAGUGACUUCAAAGUGAUCAGACAUGGCUUCGAAGGUAAGGGGAUUAUCCAUUAUUGCACUGCACUUGUUAUCAUGGAAUUUAUUUAUUUAUUUAUUUAUUUUGUUGACACAAUUUUUCAGUUGAUUGUCCUUGCUGCCCUCUUGGCAACUGCCACUGCCGUUGCUGUGGCUCCUCUUGGAUAUCCAGCAUACGGACCAGCCUAUGGACAUGCCUUUGCUCCAGCUGUCGCCAAAGUCGGCCUAGCCGCUCCUAUUGCCAAAAUCGCUGCUCCCGUGGCCGUAGCCAAAACUGUCGUUGCUGAUGACUACGAUCCCAAUCCUCAAUACAGCUACAGCUACGACAUUCAGGAUGCUCUCACGGGUGACUCGAAGAAUCAACAAGAAUCAAGAAAUGGGGACGUCGUUCAGGGAUCCUAUUCCCUUGUGGAGCCCGAUGGUACCCGCCGUAUUGUGGAGUACACAGCUGAUCCCGUGAAUGGAUUCAAUGCCGUCGUUCAUCGUGAACCACUGGCCACCAAAGUUGUUGCUGCUGCUCCAGCCGUGGCCAAGAUUGCCGCUCCCAUCGGUUAUGCUCAUCCAGCUGUCGCCAGGGUCGGCUAUCCCGGUCUCUAUCACUAAUUCACAUUCCUCCACGCACCCAAUUCAGCAGGACUGAGAAAAGCUCCCAUCAACGCAAAAGUCACACGCUGAUGUGAGUUUUUCUCUCGCAAUCCUCUCCUCAUCCGACGUUGGCUUUUGCACAAUUUCUUGCACUGUUUUCGUCCCCAAAACUAUGUGUAUAUAUAUAUAUAUAUAUUGCUAUAUAUUGCUAUUAAGAACCGAUUUCACAAACUCCAUCAAAGUGAACAAUUAAUGAGCGUUUUUUUUUAACAAUGUUGAAUUAGAUUGUGAAUAAUUUCCUAUAUUUACGUCUUCCCUGCAUUGAUCUACAUUAUUAUCUCUUCAUUUAAACACAUUUCACUCUUUUAUCUUCUUCUCUUCUCCUUUUUUUCCACUCAUUCUCUCUCCUUAUUUGUUUUUUUUUCAUGAAGAAAUCAAUUUAUAAAAUAUUGUCAUUCAAUUUGUAAAAAAAAAAAUGAAGAACAAAGAAUGCAUCAAAUAUGUUUAUAAUGAUGAGAAAAUAAUUAAAAUUUAUUCAUAUUUAUUAUUAUUUAAGACUGCAAAUGUCCGCAAGAGAAUUAUACAAAAAAAAAACAGCAAAAUAAAAUGCAAUUGUAACAAAGACA
Messenger RNA from Phlebotomus papatasi, 1474 nucleotides. RefSeq names its product larval cuticle protein A3A-like. The transcript has 2 exons. NCBI's taxonomy places the organism in Eukaryota, Metazoa, Arthropoda, Insecta, Diptera, Psychodidae. The coding region runs from base 105 to 866 and encodes 253 amino acids. Gene Ontology annotation, cellular component: extracellular matrix. The record is from RefSeq and is a predicted model, not a curated record.